UAACUUCCACAAUCACUUCAAUCCGAGUAAAUACGCACAUCCCUAUUUCUUCGUCCACGCCACAGACCUCAAACCUGUUGUGAGAAGCAGGGUCAAUUGAUUAGAAGUCAGCAACAAUGGGGGAAUAUUUUCCGUCCGGCGGCAGUUUGGAAGGCCACCUCCUCCUCAUCAUAACGCCCACGCCCCCACCUUCCGAAUAUGUCGAAAGGUUAGAGGUGAACCAUCCGGGUCUCAAGGUGGUGCAUCAACCGCAGGACCCGUGGAAAGACCUGUCGGUUGCAGAGGACGUGGACUGGAAAAAGGUGACGAUUCUGCUGACAGGCAGAGUCUUGCCUACCAUCAAGCAAGCGCCCAGGCUGCAAUACGUCCAACUCCAGAGUGCGGGGGCCAACAUGAUCCUCGAUCUCCCAAUUUUCAAGGAUACCGACAUUGUUUUCUGUUCGGCUAGUGGCGUUCAUGGGCCGCAGAUAAGUGAAUGGGUCAUUUGCACGUUUCUUGCCGCCCAACAUCAUAUUCCGCGGUAUCUGGAACAGCAGAAGGACGGUCUGUGGAAGCGGGAUAACUUCGAACAGGUUCAAGACUCAGUUGGUCUACGAGUGGGCAUUCUUGGCUACGGCAGCAUUGGUAGACAAGUCGCACGCGUGGCUAAGGCGAUGGGGAUGGAUGUAGUAGCCUACACGAACCGGCCUCGCCCUACUCCCGAGUCGCGCCAAGAUCAUAGCUAUGUCGUGCCCGGUAUGGGCGAUCCAGAGGGGCUGCUUCCGUCCAAGUGGUAUUCUGGAACCGACCAGGCCUCUAGAACGGAGUUCUUGACUUCUGGUUUAGAUCUCUUGGUCUUGGCCGUUCCUUUAACCAAAUACACUAAAGACCUGAUAUCUGGGCCUCAGCUGAAGCUCCUUUCCGAGAAGAAGACCUUCAUCUCCAACAUUGGUCGAGGCCCCGUGCUCAAUACCGACGCGUUGAUAGAAGCCCUGGAAAAUGGCUGGAUUCGGGGUGCCGCGUUAGACGUCACAGACCCCGAACCUCUCCCACAGGAUCACCCUUUGUGGCAUACCAAGAAUGUCAUCAUUACACCACAUGUGAGCGGGAGUUCAAUCAGCUACACGCAGCGGGUUCUUGCGAUUCUUGAGUUGAAUGUGAACAAGCUGAGCGAGGGGAAGGAUCUACUCAAUGAGGUCGACAAGAAGCUAGGCUACUAGGAGAGAGCUACUAGCUGCAGCAAACUAGCUGGAUGCAUGUUAAUGUUUUUAAGCGAUUCAAAGGCAAACAUGGCGAGAUGAAAAGGCUACGGUAGUGUUUUAGGACUAGUCAUUUGGUACAAAUGAUAGUUUGUUACAGGAGGUUUUGGACAAGGCCUCCUGGACCAUUCAAUUGCAGGUGAUAAAA
Pseudomassariella vexata is the source of this 1386-nucleotide messenger RNA. Its product is annotated as D-isomer specific 2-hydroxyacid dehydrogenase. The transcript has 5 exons. Lineage: Eukaryota; Fungi; Ascomycota; Sordariomycetes; Amphisphaeriales; Pseudomassariaceae. Bases 117 to 1199 code for a protein of 360 amino acids. The record is from RefSeq and is a predicted model, not a curated record. Gene Ontology annotation, molecular function: NAD binding.